Bemisia tabaci is the source of this 4529-nucleotide messenger RNA. RefSeq names its product peroxisomal biogenesis factor 16 (gene Pex16). Gene Ontology annotation, cellular component: peroxisomal membrane. The record is from RefSeq and is a predicted model, not a curated record. Lineage: Eukaryota; Metazoa; Arthropoda; Insecta; Hemiptera; Aleyrodidae. Gene Ontology annotation, biological process: peroxisome organization.
UUAAAUUGUGUUGCCAAAUAAAGAAGUGCGAAAUUGUUUUCAAGUUUCUCUGUUUUUCAUGUAGAAUGUUGACUUGACAAUUUGUCUACCGUGACUUAGCGUUAUUCCUGACUAACUGGCUGUAUCGCGAUACUGUUUCCUUUCCAUCAUCUCACCAGGAAGUCUCUGCUCGGCUUGUAAUGCACAGCCAACUUCAAGCUCCUCCGCAAUGACAGGAUUCUUGUAAGCUCCUAACGCGAUCAAAAUCUGAGCUACAUCUAUUCAACUCAUGUCCAGCAUCUGAAUGUUUCUAAAGACCGACAAUCUCCUUACCAAUUGUAUACCAUAAUGGCUGAGUCUAAUUCUACCCUCGAAAAGUUCUUCAAGAGCUACCGAGACUAUGUCAGUCAGAAUCCGCAGCUGACAUCGGAUAUUGAAACGUCAGUGAAGUGGAUCUCGUACAUUCUUGCAGCUCGUAUUGAUGAUUCAAGCGUUUGGUCAGAACUGGUGUAUUCACUAUCAAAUCUACUUGUUCUUUUCAAUGAUCGGAUCAUAGCAAAAUCUCGUAACCUAGCUAGUCCUACCAUCACUAGUGCGGAAACUUUAAAGACAUGGUUAACAGUGUUGGAGUACUCGGAAGUUUUCAUUGAACUGUCUUGUUACAAAGUGUUUGGCAAAAGGGGCAAGUGGGCCAUCAUCUUAAGCACACAGAUAUUAAAAUGUUUGGCCAGACUGAGGCUCCUAUUAGCCCACAAAGAAAACAUCGUAGAAAGUCCACUGAUUCGUCCUCUGAACAGGAACAAUCUAGGAACAGAGCAAACUAACAGAAGAGUAGAAAAGAAAGACGCAGGUUUCAGACUGAAAUCUGGAAAAGUAAUUAGGAGUUUAAGCUCAGCGGCAGAUCCAAGAAAUGCACAUUUUUCAGGACCUAGACCUGUUGUCAAUGGAGGAAUACCGCAGAGCUCAAAUGCGGUAUUGUAUGAAGACAAAGCUUUGUUAGGGGAGAUUCUGUACAUACUCAAACCAAUAGUCCACCUCAGUACUCUUAUUGCGGUUGGCAAUAAAAAAUCUUGGAAGCCGUAUAUAACUUCUUUCGUUUUUGAUGCUUUAAGUAUCUACUUAAUCAGAUCAUCAACCGACCCACGUCAACUAACAGUCAACCAAAAAGUGGAGCUCUCACAACGAACGAUAUCACUGCUCAUGUAUCUGCUGCGCUCUCCAUUCUACGACAAGUAUACGAAAGCAAGACUCAACCGACUCCUACUAAGCCUCGCCAACUCGAUCCCUCUCUUCAGCACCCUCCUCAAGCCUCUCGCUGAGUACAUUCCCAAAUGGCAGGAAACCUACUUCUACAUGUGGUCAAAUUAGUCUGUUCCAUUCAGGUAUUGGGUUCAAUUUUGGAGCUAACUAGUUAGCUUUCUUCCCUCCAGUGAUGCUUCCUCUGGAAUGUUCCUUUAUUAGAUUUGCUAUACAAUAUCCGAAAUGAGGUUCUUCAGGACACCUCAGAAAGAAACCUUUUCCAGCCAAAAAUCUGUAUCUUUGAACUCUGCUCGUUCUUUUUUACCUCAUCGUGAGUUGCAAAAUAUAUUGUUUUGCUAACCUAUCUCGCAAUCGUAGGCAGUUUACCCACUCUGGUUUUGCUCUUUUUCACUAAAUUUUGAAUACCCCUAGAACUCAUUAUUCACAAGGAUUGAACAUUUUGAGUGCCAUGCUGUGCAAUGUAACAUUUUGGUCUCUCUGAAACAGCCGGAAAGUAGUUUGAUCUCGAAUUAUUUGUCCUGUGAAACAUUUAUAAAUUUUAGUUGGGGUGGAAAAUUGAAAAUGAGCAUUUGAAAUGACUUUAGAGUGACGGUUGGUUUCUCUAUUCUCUGUCUAAUAGGACAAUCACUUUUGGUUCUGGAUCUGCACUUAAUGACUCAAAAGGUUUACCUUGAUAACGCCAACAUUGAUGGUGCAAGUCCAUUGUAGAUGGAUUAAGGUUAAACUGUUUUAGUUGAGCUAAAACCGACAGACUGAUUUUGUUAAAAAAAAUCGGUCUUAUUAGUGGGUUUUUUCAGCAUGAUAUCUUUGUUGUUCAAGUGUAAAUGAGAAUUAGCCACUCAAAGCUAUUUACAGUCAUUUUAUUAGAAAUAUGGUUAUGGUAAAGCUGUUCAUGUGUUAUCCAAUAAUCUCUGUAACUCGGCAAUUUUUUAAUGUCCAUUAGAAGAUUGUAAGUUGGGCCAACUUACUGUCUUACGAUAGAUAAGAUAAUUAGGCCAUAUUAUACUGAAAUAAUCAUGUGGAGUUUUGCAUUGGCUUCUCAUCGAAAAUGACUCACAGACUCUUUCUGAACUGUUGGAGGCUGUGGAUUAUUCCACCAGAUGGUACCCAAGCGUUCAUUUGGUAGGACAUAAUCUCCUGACAAGUAUUCGUCUUCAAUGUAUAGGGAUAAAUACCGAGACUCGUACAUAAAAUACUUGUAAAAUACUCGUACUACUGAGUUUCAAAAUUUCAUUUUCUAGAUCAUGAUCUUCUUUUCGAAUCACAAUAUCCUCUUCCAGAACUACCUUUCGUGAGGGUUAUAUUCCAAGAAAACCUUACGACUUGCGGAACCUUGUUCUUAUGAGAUAACAGGGGUUAAGGAAAAAUCUUUGUUAAUCUUAUCUAUUUCUUUACUGUAAAAAACCCCUUAAGUAUCGUCUAUCUCAUUCUAUUGCAGAGAUCCCUCUGUAGUUUGACGGAGGUUAGGAGUGUAUUGUACUCUCAAAAAAUUUAAAAUUCGAAUAUUAUCUCAUGAUGGCGUAAGCUUUCUAGCAAGUUUCUGGGGUACUAACCUCUUUUUCUUUUUCCAAACAUUCCUCUUUUUUUAAUUUUGUAAUGAUUCAUUAAUUUUUAAAGUAAUUUUAACGGUGGGGUACAAGAAGUAAAUGACCACCGUGCAGGUAAGGGUUUAGGUAAAUCACCCACAUCUUUUCUCAAAACGUGUUUUACAUGUUAAUUGGUUUUGAACCUGCAUUGGUGUUGUUAGGGAAUGGUUAAGGGAAAUAAAAACUCGCCAAAAGAUAAAUAGAAGACGAGAUAAUUAUUAUUACUCCAAAAAAUAUAAUCAAUUGAAAUUGGAAUUUGGAGUGGAACUAAUAAGCAAUAUGCAGAUUGAAUAUGGUAGUUUUUUUUUCAAAACAUCGUAAGGCUUAUUGACGCUGACCAACCAACGCUUUUUUCUAUUAAAAGAAGAUAAUAGAACUUCUUACGUGCUUGAAAUUUAUCUACUCACCCAAGAAGCGCUAAGCAUUCUUUAAAGUGUUCGGAAUACUUUUACUGUCAAAAAUGUUAUGAAUUAUGAUCAUGAAAAGCAUUGUUUAUUUUAGCAUUUUUAAAGUAAUUACAUUCAUGGACCUUAAGUUAUGAAGACAUUUUAUUCAGAUUUCUUUUGACAAGGCAAUGCAAGAUUUUUCCCAUCUUAAGAGUAUGAGAAACAGGUAAAUUUUAAAUUGAGAGAAUAGCUAAAAUUUUUCAUGCCUAAGUAAUAACAUGUUUGAUCAUUAUAUUUAGUCAUAUAUGGAGUAAUUUUUUGUGUUAUUCUUUUGAUACAUUUUUCCGUAGGCAUGACGAAUCAGAAGGGGGGGGGGGGCUUUCAAAUGCCAUGCGAAUCAAACUUGCAUUUAGUAGGUACUUUUCAUAUUGCAUCUCAUUGUUUCAAAAGGAGCAAUGCCGUGCAGUAGAAUCUUCAGAGGGGUACCGCUACAUCGAAAAUUCUGAAUCUCUAAACAGUCGUCUCUUAUGAUUUUUUGUAAUUUUGUUUCUUACAAGAAACCUUUUUAUCCAUCCCCCUUAGUUAGCAUCAUACAAAAAUGGAAAUACAAUCUGAAAUUUUAUUCAGAUGUUAGUGCUAGGAAUACCUAAUUAUGCAUCUCAUUUUUCUUUUGAAUUCCUGUGAUGUUGGGUUUCAUAUACCUAAUUUUUAUUAUCUUGAUGGUCUCUUUUUAAUAUAUCUGUCUUUAAGCUUUGCACCCAUUUCCUUUUAAAAUCUAUUUCAAAAGAAGAUCAUAAAAUGACUUCUCCAGAAUUUUUUUAAUGCUGCAAUUAAAAGAAAAAGUCUUUUUAUUGGUGGGAACUGAAUAUUUUGGGAACUUGUGACAUUAUUAUAAAGUCACAGAUUGAUGGUUGCACCCGAAACGGACCUUUAACUUUGCAUGAUAUUUUUUCUGAUCUUCUGUGUACGGUCUCUUGUUUUAACACAUUCAGUGUCCCUGAUGCUAUGUAACAACAUCUCUCUGUAAUUUAUACUUCCUCAUUAUUUGUCGGGUUUUCGUAAUUUACAAAGUGCAUUGAAACUGCAAAUAUAGUUUCAAUUCUUAAAGGGUGCGUAAGCUUUAUUAAACUUGCAGUUACAAGUCCACAGGACAAAACUGCUAUCAACGGUGAUGUUUUUUUAUACUCAUCUAUGAAUGUUUUACAAACAUAGUUUUCAUUAUUUGUUGAAUUUUAGAUUUUUAAUCAAAUGGUUUUUUGUAAAUAUGUAUCUGAGUAAAAUUAAGAAAGUAAAUAUCUCUGGUUUUUUGGUAAUGUAA